Aspergillus pseudotamarii is the source of this 1174-nucleotide messenger RNA. Its product is annotated as DUF1769 domain-containing protein. The record is from RefSeq and is a predicted model, not a curated record. Lineage: Eukaryota; Fungi; Ascomycota; Eurotiomycetes; Eurotiales; Aspergillaceae. The transcript is spliced from 3 exons. Bases 144 to 1100 code for a protein of 318 amino acids.
GUACCGUGUGAUUUGCUACUAUAGAUAAAUUCACCCAAAUUGUUCUUUCAACUCAUUGAACAUCAAAGAAUCGGUAUACCGAACUAUACAACUCCAGACUCAGUUACAGAAACCAACCAUAGAACCACGAUAGAGACAGCAUAAUGCCAGAAAACGAGACCCCUAAAUACCGUCUAAAAGUGACAGCCGGACCCAGCUACGAUCCCUCCACACAUCAACUCGUCCCAGUCAAUGAAGACCAAACCCUCCGAAUCGAAAAUGAGCACGCAACCACGAGUCUCUGCGUCCGCAUCCAAGAUUACACAGGGUAUCCGGACCACUCCCCAAAGACAAGCCCCUAUUUCAACCACCCUCUUCACCAGUCAGAUCAAUAUUCCAUCUCCUUCGCCAUCGUCUUCAAACACCCCGUCAACGCCAACUCCCUCCUCUUCGGUAACGACUUCGACCGUCCCAUUCGCGACCGCUUGCCGCCCGGCUUCAACGCCGCUCUUCGCCUCGUCAAAUGGACCAUCGAUCCGACGUUGGAUGGCGAUGCGUAUGCCGAUAAACCGUACCUGUAUGGUCCGGCCGUAGCUUCGUGGAACCAGUUCUGUAUUGGGGAAAAGAUCCGAAAGGAUGACGAGGUGCCGGGGAUGCAUCAGCUGGUCGUGGAAGAAGGGGGCGAGGGGUCCGGACUGGAAGUCAGAGAGCAAAUGGGGAUUCCGACGGGUGUGAGCGACCGGAGAAAGUAUUUUCAGUCUGAAGAAGCUAGGACGGGCUUCGACUUUGAGGAAGGCAGGGUUUACUGGGUGGAUUUUGGAAACCCUUACUUAGGGUUUAAUGAUUUCUCGCUUCACCUUCCUGGAAUUACUAUCAAUGUUCUUCCGUACAUAAAUGAGGAUAAUCAUUCGCUGCGGUAUGUGUUGAAGAAUCGGGAUACCGAUGAGGUUUACCUGGUCCUGCUUUUUACGCUUGUUUUGCAGGGAACAGAUGAGGAACCGUUGCAUAAGGAGGAGACGGAGAGGAUGAGAAAGGAAAGUAAGGAGCAGCAUGAGAAGAAUGACGGGAAGUUGGGGAGGUUUGAAUGGGAGCCUGAGCCAUCGGCUGAUGAUGUGGAGUAGGUAUGUUAUACAAUAUAGACCUAUAGAUACAUAUAUCAUUGCUUUGUUGGGCCACGGAAUACUGAAGCAAUAUA